AUGGAGGUAACAUCGAACGAAUCCACAGACAGUAUUAACAUCGAAAAACUUAUAGACAAUCUUGAAAAGAAUCCAAUGGACUUCACUGAACAAAGUAUGUCACCCACUUUAGUUAAUACAGCAAAUUUCAUCAGCUCGACUGACAAAAUAAUUAACAAAAAGUUGUUGGAAUCAGAAAAACGAGAACUGAAGCUUGAAAUUCUAAAAGACGUGUGUGAAAUCAUUAACGGUAAGAAUGAAGUUCUUAUUGAUCACGUAUUGAAGGAAAUUCAAUUUCUGAGGGAGCAGUUGAGUUCUAAGGACGAAAUCCUGCGAUUGUUCUUAAAAAAUACUGAUGAAAAUUAUAUCACAAAAAAUGCACAGACGCCUUCACAGAAUAAUAUUACUGUGGCAACGGAGUCGAAAACUUUUAAAAAUGUUAAACUCACAACUUAUGAUAAUACAAAAGAAACGAUUAACCAACCUUUAAGUGUCGAUAUCUCCACACAAAAGAAAGAUAAUGACCGGCCAACUCUCGUGAAUUCAAAUGAUCAAUUAGGUGAUGCUAACAUCACAACUCGAAAAAAAAAUCAAAAAAAUGUUAACGACGUCAAAAAAAGUACACACGACGAACACAGAAACCUUGAUUUGAAUAUAACAUCAAACGAAAGAAAACAGAUUAUUGUGGUAGGUGAUUCAAUCGUAAAACAUAUUCGACCAUACGGAAUAUCAAAGUCAGACUCUGUUAGAAUUCGUUGUCAGCUUGGUGCUACAACUGAAGAUAUUGUCGAUCAUGUUAAGCCAUACUCACGAAAACUCUUCCGGAUGCAAUUAUUAUUCACCCUGGAACCAAUGAUAUUACGAACGGGAUUGGCACAGUAAAAAACCUGAAGAAUGUUAUCCGCACAAUUCGCGAAAUUGAUAGAGAUAAGAAAAUAGAAAUCCUUAUUUCUGGAAUCGUAAAUAGAUAUGAUGGCAACUAUAAUAAACAAAUUAGUGACACAAAUCAAAGAAUUGAAAGUCUAUGUCAAUCGAAAAACUUAAUAUUUAUUGAUAACAGCAAUAUGAAACAAGACUGUCUCAACCAAGGAUGAUGGUAUGCAAAGCAAAGAAGUCAAAUUAACUAAAUUAAUUGCCUUCUUCAUUGACUUUAAUUAGCGACUUUUCCCGAGAAGCUAGAAUUUUUUUUUUUUUUUUUUUUUUUACACGUCAAUGUAAAAGAAAUUGUUAAUAAUAAUAAUAAUAAUAAUAUACAAAGGUAUCCCUAACGCUCUGUAGUCGAUCGGCAAGAAUUUCGCGAGUUGCUGAUAGUGGAGCUGUUAUGGUGUUAUAAAUUUUACUGAUUGCAUUUUUGAACCAACUCAUCCUGUUUAUUAUACAUUUUUAAGCUCAAUCGACGUUCUAGCGCAGUCAUAGCUUUGAGUACUUUCCCCUACCCAAUUGCGCAAUAACUAUUUUUUUUGAUGUCAGCACUAUUCCCGUUAGCCGCUAUUGCGCAUGGUCAAGACCUUAAAAGGAAGCAAUAAAGGCCUGGUUCCGUCAGUAAAACCGUGUUUGGUUGGUGGACAGAUCUGUACACACCUUGGAGAUCCGUAAUAGCGUCACCAAGCCGUAUUUUGUUGAUGUCAGCAUUAUUCCCGCUAGUCGCUAUUGCGCAUGCGUUGGAUUUUGUUGAUGUCAGCAUAUUUUCGUGUGAUGGUUACAUGAUUUGUGGAACCGGGGAAUUCCCUUGAUAAUGCGGAUGACUCAUUUGAGGGAUGAUAUCGUGACGUCACAAAAAAUUUCCUGCGCAUUCUCGGAAAAUGCGUGUUGCGUUCAAGCGCAUUUUCGCGUUUUUAGCACGGGUGGUUCGAAGCGGAAUCUAAGAGUUAGCGCAUGCGCGGGUUUUUAACGACAUCCGUGGAGGAAUAAUGGCGGCCGGCAUCAAACUACGUAGUCAAAACAAACCAAGAGCAAGUUUAAAUCUAUUGUUAUCCUCCCAUCUAAUAUUCCAAUAGAUCUAAUUUAGCCGUAAACGAACAUGUGAUAAGUCAACGAAGAGGCUCAGCGAAACAUUUUUGUUGUAGUGGAGCUAGGUACGAGGAACAAGACUACUCAAGUAGAUGAAAGAAAAAAUCAAGAUUUUUGCUUAUUUGCGUUACGUUGCUAACGUCAAGGGGGAUGUUAAAGAAGCAAUCAUGUAUCACAUUUUGAUAGUGUUUGGCGUUUUUCACUAACGAUCCAUUGUCACGAAAUCGCUGCAGGUUUGUGUUCAAACUGUCCAAGCUACGUUUUGGAAAAGAUCCACGAAUAAAUUUUGGGAUGCAAAGUUGGUCAGUCUUUAUGCUGCACCAGAGACAACAGUGACGGCCUGUAAAAUUUAAAACACUAAGAUGCAAGUUUGAUGUCAAAAGUGGCAAGCCAUCGGGAAAUAUUUCGCAUAAGGUUCCAUGGCAAAUUCAAGGUGGCUUUCAUGGCGGCAGCAGUCUCAGCUGGAAUGGAGACAUGAUGGAUUUCUGCGAUUAUUUGUUUUCGCUGCUCCUUGUCACAUUUUUUCAUGAUCGCAGCUGUUUGUUUCACAAAUGCAUCAUUUGAAUUUCCUGAAAUCAUGUUGAUUAUAUUUUUAGCUGUUUUGCUCCGAUCAGAUAAGCUUCUUUUACUACUUUCAUUUGAUAACUUUCUUGGCAUGCUGAUCGGUGUAACCGUUAUUGGCUAAAAUAAAGAAAUGUUUUUUAUUUUUAGUCUUUGUUAGAUAUAUAAUAUAUAUAUAUAUAGUAGAAAUAUGAAUAAUUUUCAGGUAAAUGCAGAAAAAUAUGUAUAUUCUAAAUGUUUAUUUAUAUACCUGUGGUCCUUUUGUAGCAAAUUGAAUUGUUUGAUUCGGUA
Molecule: messenger RNA, 2841 nt
Organism: Hydractinia symbiolongicarpus
Lineage: Eukaryota; Metazoa; Cnidaria; Hydrozoa; Anthoathecata; Hydractiniidae
Exons: 4
Coding region: 1-861 (286 amino acids)
Source: RefSeq, a predicted model, not a curated record